Molecule: messenger RNA, 383 nt
Organism: Dentiscutata erythropus
Lineage: Eukaryota; Fungi; Glomeromycota; Glomeromycetes; Diversisporales; Gigasporaceae
Source: the annotation of a GenBank genome assembly
AUGGCUAAACAACUUCAACAUGAAUUACAAAAAUUGGAUCCAACUUCAAUUAUGAUAAUUACUCCCAAAGAAAUUAUUUAUCAAGACAAAACUCAAGUAAUGCAAGCCCCUUUGAAGCUUACUGAUACUCAGAAAAUUCGACAAAAAUUGCCUUUAUAUAUCAAGGACCUUCAGAAACCUAUUACAAGUGCUGGCCUACAAAACAUGGUAGAAGUUUUUGGCCAUUCCUGGGAAGAUAAGAAUGGUGCUAUCGACUUGAAGUUGGAUCUUGAAAAGGACCUAAAGAUCUUAGCUCAUAUGUAUGACUCUAAUUUUGAGGUACUAAAACAAGAAGCUUAUCGUGUCUACUUAGAAGAAGCUAGCGAUUUUACUAUUCCUGACAA